GAGAGUUUGUUCAUCUUGCCGCUCAAAGCCCCUGGAGUGCUAGCGCUGUUCAAAGUUCCCAUGGUUGACAGCAUGCAUGCACGCCGAGCACAGGCAAUCGAUGAACAUGCACAGUUUUCUCAUCCUUUCCCUCUCGCCAUCACCUUGAACUCGCCCAACGAUGUCUUCAGGUCACUUUUUUGAGGGUUCAUCCAAGAUACAUUUCUCUGGCAAUCCGUUAUUUGCGAAUGCAAAUAUGGUCACAAUCAACAACUAUUCAGCGCCAGCACGCACGGUACCCGAACUUGGAAUUUCGAGCUCUCGGAGGGAGGACGACCAAUGGCUUACUUUGCGUGGCAGCGGACAAAGGCUCAGACGGAUAGACAUGUGCGAUGUACUCGUUCUGCGUGAGGUGUCCUCGGAGACAGUUUAUGUUUCGGUCAAACUGAAGUCCACGAACCCAUUUCGAAACAGAGUGAAAAGUUUUGUGAAGAUCCGGAAAAGGACACAAAGUGCGGAAAUUAUUCCUGGCUUUGGAGAUCGACGGUUUACGGUCGUUUCACUUGAGCCCGAGGACAAUGGAGAUGUUGAGAAGAUACAGAGGGUAUUGGAGCCACUUUAUGAAACUGCUCUUUCUCAACGGCGAGUUUGCCUCACACAACUGUUUGGAGUGGGUCGGUCACCGAUACCAACAUUGAUAUACCACGACGCGGUCGUCGAUGGGUGGAUUUUCAUGGAACAAUACAAGAAGACACCAAUUGUAUAUUCCUACCUGUUCUGCAAAUUUUGGAAUUCAAUUAUCGACAUACUAGAAGACGCAGCUUUCCAGAAAUUGUCAAUUCCGGUCUCGGAUGACGCUUCGUAUUGGACAUUCAAUUCGAGGACUGGUUCAUUCCAGUAUGACGUCAUAAGCUUGACACUCUCCGACGAAGACGAACCUGGACUCUACUUAGUUCAACCGCCCCCACUUUCACGCAAUUGCAAUCCACUGCUCGAUUCCAACGGGAUCGAUUCCAACAAGGUCAUCCGCGCUGUUCCAGACUUCUUACAGCUGCUUUCGUCAUGUGCAAGUAAUACACCACGGAAGCUCCGCCAUCAUAACAUCCUAACAUUUGGCACUGUUGUUGACCUCGAGGAACCUGGAAUCCUCGCAUACUUUCCGUCCAUCCCAUCUCCUGUGUGGUCCUGUGAAGCUCCUAUCGGUACUCACGAUGUCGUUGCCAAGUAUUCGAAAUCAGUCCCUUCGCUAGUUGAUCUCACUUUCGUGAAGAAUAACAAUAAAUGGAAAUUGAAUGUUCAUUUCUCAUUACGACUAUCAGAGGAUUAUUGCCAGCGACUCCAGACUGCCUUCCUUGCGCAGUCAUUUAAUCUUCAUCCCGGUGAUCCCGAAGACUUGUUAUUCAUUGAUGAGCUUGACUUUGUACUCGCCGGCACCUUCACAUCUGAUCUGUCAAGUUGCAAUCCACCGAAAUACCUACAUGUCCCGCCUCUUUCCCCCGAUUGGAUCGACAACAUGCCCUGCCUUUGCUGGCCACCAAACGCCCGAUUGUUUUACUGGUCCUUUGACUGUCGUGGGAGGAUGGAGAUACCAGAAGAGGACUGGGAGAAGUAUGGAAUCCCAAACCUGGAAGUAAAGACAUUUGUCGGGUCAUAUUGGACAAAGUUGGUGUAUGAGGCAGCUGAGGAGUAUCUUCAUACCAAGUAUGACCUUGGCGGUCAACAGUUUGCCAAUGAGCAUGGGUAUCCGAUUCUAGUCAAAGGUGACCCUCAUGCUGCCAAAAUCCAAACUUCGCUAAACACUAUCAUGUCUGGGAAAGAAAAGGCAAUUAAAGACUUGUCCGGAGAGGGCAAACAAUCGAAAGCUCCUGAACCAAAUUCACACAUUGAAUUCCAAGCGGGUCGUAUCGAACAAGCAUCCAUAGUCGAAAUUUCAGAUUGACAGUAUACCUACUGAUGCAAAUCAUAAUCCCGUUGAAUGACGAAUUGCUCGGACUCGGAUACUUCAAUUACAUGUGAAUAUGAAUAUGUCCCCACUCCGAAGUAGUAUGUAACCGUAGUUGAAACAUGCAUUUUUGCGGUAAA
This is a messenger RNA of Marasmius oreades (fairy-ring Marasmius), 2061 nucleotides long. RefSeq lists its product as uncharacterized. The coding region runs from base 161 to 1918 and encodes 585 amino acids. The record is from RefSeq and is a predicted model, not a curated record. Lineage: Eukaryota; Fungi; Basidiomycota; Agaricomycetes; Agaricales; Marasmiaceae. The transcript has 12 exons.